This is a messenger RNA of Salvia miltiorrhiza (redroot sage), 2754 nucleotides long. RefSeq lists its product as uncharacterized. Gene Ontology annotation, biological process: mRNA alternative polyadenylation. The record is from RefSeq and is a predicted model, not a curated record. Gene Ontology annotation, molecular function: mRNA binding. NCBI's taxonomy places the organism in Eukaryota, Viridiplantae, Streptophyta, Magnoliopsida, Lamiales, Lamiaceae. Gene Ontology annotation, cellular component: mRNA cleavage and polyadenylation specificity factor complex. Bases 202 to 2328 code for a protein of 708 amino acids. The transcript is spliced from 3 exons.
UUCACUAUUGAGCCCAAGAUAUAAAAUGCAUCGGUCCAAAUUCAUGUUCAAUUAAGCUCAAUAAGGCCCACACGUGCUGUCAAUUUUUGCAUCGGCUUCAUUUUUUCAGCUCCACUCUCUCCCUCUCUCUCCGACAGACCUAAAUUCGCAUUUUCAUCAGACCCUGAUUGUAACGCUAGGUUUAGAGUAGUGAGUCACGCGAUGGAUGAAAAUGAAGUUGGAGGUGGAGGUGCUGGCUACGUUGGAGAUCCGAGCGAGCAGUUCCACCGAAACGAGGCGAUCUCCGCUGUGGCUGACGAUGGUUUUCUUGGCGAGGAGGAUGAUGACUAUGAGGAUCUUUACAACGAUGUCAAUGUUGGUGAGAACUUCCUGCAGUCUCUGCGUAGGAAUGAGGAUAACCUAGCGCACAGGAACGAGGAAGUGCAAGACAACAAGCCAAACGUGGCCCAGCCUCCACCCCCUCCGCAGCCGCAACCACAAACAAUGGUGGAGGGUGGUAGUGUGGGUUUACCGGAUGAGGGAGCUUCAUCUAGGAUUCCUGGUAGGGUGGAGGGGUUUCAGAAUGUGGGAUUUAGAGGAAAUACUAAUCCAAGUGACGUGGGACUUGGUAGAGGUGUGGGAGGGCUAGUUACUGGUGGUGGGGGUGGAUUUAGAGUUGAGUUAGGGCAGUCAACGAAUAAAAUAGCUGAUUUGGAAGAGCGGGUAGUAAACAACAAUAUUCCUAAUAAUCAACAAAUGGUUCAUCAUCAGCAGUCACAUGCAGCUAAUAUAGGGACAUAUGAUAAUGCUAGGAAUGUGGGGAAUAUAAAUGGGUCUGGUGGCAAUGUGUAUGGAGCUGAUGGUUUGGGUGGAGGGCCUGUUGUUGGAGGUGAUGGAGCAGUUGGAGGUGGGAGUGGGGGUGGUGGUGGGGGUGGAGGGACAAUUCUCUUUGUCGGUGACCUGCAUUGGUGGACAACAGAUGGUGAACUGGAAGCAGAACUGUGCAAGUAUGGGCCAGUAAAGGAGGUAAAGUUCUUUGAUGAGAGAGCUAGUGGAAAGUCCAAAGGAUACUGUCAGGUUGAAUUCUUUGAUCCUGGAGCUGCCACUGCCUGCAAGGAAGGAAUGAAUGGCCAUGUUUUCAAUGGGCGACCCUGUGUUGUUGCUUAUGCCUCACCAUAUACUGUUAAACGAAUGGGUGAGGCUCAGGUUAAUAGAAAUCAACAGCAGAUGGGUGGGACCGCUGUUAACCAACCAAGGAGAGGCCCUGGGGAUUUACCUAGUAAACCUGGUGGAGUUGGUAAUAAUAUACCUGCUGGUGGGAAUCACCAUGGUGGUGGUGAUAAUAACGGUAGAGGCUUUGGGAGAGGAAACUGGGGUAGAGGAAAUGCUCAAGGAGGGAUUAAUAACAGAGGCCCAGUUGGCCCAAUGAGGAAUAGAGCUGGUGGAAUGGCUGGUCGUGGCUUAGCAGGUAAUGGAUUUGGUCAGGUUGGUGGAGCCCCUCCGAUGAUGCAUCCUCAAACUAUGAUGGGCCAAGGUUUUGAUCCUGCUUUUGCAGGUCAUAUGGGGAGAAUGGGUGGUUAUGGGGGAUUUCCUGGUGCUCCUGCAGCACCCUUUCCGGGCAUCUUAUCUUCCUUUGGGCCUGUUGGAAAUGUCGGUUUGCCUGGUGUAGCUCCACAUGUUAAUCCGGCGUUCUUUGGAAGGGGAAUGCCCUUGGGUGGCAUGGGGAUGGUUCCCACUCCUGGAGUUGAGGGGCCUAAUAUGGGAAUGUGGUCAGAUCCUAAUAUGGGAGGAUGGGCAGGAGAUGAGCACGUAGGGAGAGCAGGGGAAUCUAGUUAUGGGGAAGAAGCUACAUCGGACCAUCAGUAUGGGGAAGGGAGUCAAGAGAGGGGGCCGUGGCCAAAUGCCAUGAAGGAUAAAGACAGAGGGUCAGAGAGGGACUGGUCUGGCUCUUCCGAAAGAAGGUACAGAGAUGAUAGGGGAACUGGGUAUGAAAGAGAUGCGCCUAGAGAGAAAGAUGCUGGACAAGAUCAUGAUUGGUCAGAAAGGAGACAUCGCGAUGACAAAGAUGUCGGGAGAGACAGGCAAAAAGAGCGUGACAAGGAUCGUGAGCGUUCCCUAGACCAUGACCGUGGUGGCCGUGAACGUGAAAGAGAACGCCAUAGAGAUGAUAGAGACAGAUAUGCUGAUCAUCACAGGCACAGAAAUCGUGAGGCAGAAUAUGAUGAUGAUUGGGACAGGGGAAGAUCAUCAAGAUCCCAUGGAAAGUCAAGGGUAUCUCAUGAGGAAGAGCAUAGAUCACGAUCAAGGGAUGCUGAUUAUGGGAAGAGGCGACGUCUGACCUCCGAGUAACUCUAAUGUCUUGCAGAGUAACUUGAAGAUACUGCUUCUCUUCUUGCUAUAUGCCAUUGUGAUGGUAUGAUUUUCCGGUGAAAGCUGUUCGGCUGAAGUCUGAAAUCUAGCAAACAGCAGAUGGGGGCAUGAAGCUUCUACUUAGGAGAGGAUGAGAUGGCAUGGUGACACCUCUUAGUAUUUGCUAGGCGGAUCCUUUUAUUUAGCUGUCAGACAUUUCAUUUACGUUUAAAUUUGAAUGUGUCUUUAACAAAUCAAUGUUGUGGAUUGAUUGGUUGAAAUGCUGAAGUCUUGUCUGAGACAGUGUGGAUAUUUGAGAAUGUAUUGUUGUAUGAAUGUGAUGUAAUAGAUUAAAAGACUUAGGAUGUUCCCAUUUGCCCCAUAUUUUGUUUUGAAUUUUCUACAUGUAACUCUUUACCCCUGUUU